Molecule: messenger RNA, 3112 nt
Organism: Tigriopus californicus
Lineage: Eukaryota; Metazoa; Arthropoda; Copepoda; Harpacticoida; Harpacticidae
Product: WD repeat-containing protein 6-like
Exons: 1
Coding region: 113-3088 (991 amino acids)
Biological process (GO): tRNA methylation
Cellular component (GO): cytoplasm
Molecular function (GO): protein binding
Source: RefSeq, a predicted model, not a curated record
GCUCAGUUUCCUCUCAGUUUCCUCUCAGUUUGAACUUUGAAGCAGAGAGUGGAUGGAUGGAAUUAACCCGGAAUGAAGUAAGCCACAGUGUGAUUCUCUUCCAGAGCCCGGCAUGAGUUGGCUGGAAAAGGACCUGGCGUGUCGAGUGGGAGCCUUGUAUCAGUCCCAGACCCAUGGCCCCAUCUGGGCCGGCAUAGGGGGCACGCUGAUUCGCGUACCCUCGGGAUCCACCCGCCCCUUACGCGUCUUUCAACAUGAUACUUACAUUCACCGCAUUCUGCCCUCCCCCUCGGAAGGGGCCACGGCUCACACGAUUUGGGUGUACGGCGGCAAGCGCUUAGCGGUGGUGGACACCCUGGAAGGGCGAGUCUUAAUCCAGAUUCAAGCCCCGGAUUGGAUCCAGCAUGUGUGGGCCUCCCCCCAGGACUCGACCAAGCUCUGGGUUCUGACUUCGCACAAUCGCGUGCAUCUGAUGGCGUUCGAUUCGGGGCAGAUUCUGUCCACCUGGGUGUGUCAGGAGCGUUGCCUCCUCUAUGCCGGCCUGUUGGUCCCGUCCAUGUCCUUGUCGACGGGGGCCCCGCCCACCGUGCUGAGUGGCACGGUCUUUCAAACCAUCCUGGUUUGGCAACCUCAGUGGGCCUCACCGGUCUGGCAUCGCUUAACCGGCCACGAGGGCGUGAUUUUUGGCUUGGAAUUCCAUGCCGGGCGCCAGUUGAUUUGUUCCACGUCCGACGAUCGAACAGCCCGCGUUUGGCGGGUCCUCUUUGACACCCCGGACCAGGACUGGCAUCGCUGUCAGAUCCAAGCCUGGUGGGUGUUUUCCGGUCAUACGGCUCGAGUCUUUCGGAGUUUGAUUUUGUCGGACAUGAUUGUCAUUGGGGGUGAAGAUUCGCGGUUGACCUUCUGGCGUCAAGGCCGAUUAGUUCGAUCCGAAAGCCAGGCUCACAAUGGCAGCCCAGUGUGGGCUUUAGCGGCCAGUUUUGAUCAGGCGGAUUCCGUCAUAUCCGGUGGGCAAGAUGGUUCUAUCCGCCGUUGGUCUUUGGAUCCGGAUCCAGUCGCAGUGGAACUCGCCAUGCCAAGUUUCAAUGCCCGUGACUUUUAUCCUCGCAUUGUGCGCCGUUAUCUCGAUUGGAAAAUUUGCGUGGCGGGGAAUAACUCGAUCGUAGCUUUACGUUCAAGCCAUUCCGUUUCACGCGAUGCCCAAUCUAUAACUUUAGUGCAUGAGUUCCCAGAUCAACCCACCCUAGCUGCUUUGGUGGUGUUUCAAAAUGCGAUGUAUGCGGCCACAAAUGGCGGCCAACUCAUUGAGUAUACGCUCAAGGAAGAAGAUCAAGCGAAUCCUGCCUUGAGUUGCCAAUUAGUAACAUCAGUUCAAGUAUUUGACGGGAAAGUGUUCUCUUUGCAAGUCGUUUCGUACGACAAGAAACCGCUGGUGUUAGCCUGUGGACCUCAAGGGCUGGUGAAAGGCUUCCAAAGCGCCAAUUCAUCAGUGAAAUCGUUCCAGUUACCUAGUCCCAAACAAUCUAAAGUCGAACAAGGUCAAUGGGUCAACUGUGCCAGUAUUCACGAGUCCUUGGGGCUCUUGGUGUUGGGUGAUCGACAUGGAAACAUUCUUGGAUACCUUUUAGAUGAAUUGUUGGGUUCUAAUGCCGUGUUUACCAUCAUAAAGGCUCAUCAACAACGAGGGGUGUCCCAUUUAAGUAUGGACCAAAAGUACCAUCGACUCACUUCGAUCGGAAGGGAUGGCUUGAUCAAGACCUACGAUAUAAAUGCCGCUUCUAAAGCUCCAAACGAAACGGCAUGUUCUCGGUUACCCUUGGACUCUUUGGAGAUGCUUGUUGAAACCAAUCUUCAACGCAAUGGAAGGAAUGUUGGUUUAGAAAUCAUACUGGGCUUUCACGGGUCGGAUUUCGUACUUUAUAGCCUUGAGGAACAUCGGGUGCUGACUCGAAUACCUUGUGGUGGAAGUCAUCGCUCUUGGAUCUUCACGCCCAAUGCCAAUCAAUCCGAAUUAGCAUUUAUCAAAGAUCGCAAGCUGUUCGUUGUGACCCUCAAGCUCGACGAUAUUUUGGGCUCUUGUCUGAAACAAGGCUUUCACUCUCGAGAAAUCCAGGUUAUUCGUCACUUUGAUCUUGACCAAGAGCAUUUCCUUGCCACAGCGGGUGAGGAUGUCGAUAUCCGAAUUCAUUCUAUUACCGCUGGAGGGGAGCAUUCUACAGCGAGGGUCUUAAAAUCGCACAUUUCCUCCGUCAAAGCCAUUGAUGUGACCAAAAUCAAUGCCCACAAGAGGCUUAUGGUUUCUGUCGGUGGGCGUGCCCAAAUCAAAGUAUGGUUAAUUAGUUCAGGGCUAGCGAUCACUGAGAAGGCCUCCUAUAUGCUAAAAGGAAAUGACAAGCGGAGGAAAAAGACUUGGCGUGACGCGAGGGUGAUCCACGAUACAGAGACCAGAUUCAUAGAUGUGGCCAUAGAUCCAAGAAAUCACACCAACAUAUUCGUCGGCGGGUCCGAUUGUGUGUUACGAAAAUUUGAGCUAAGCGACGAUUUCUCUCGAAUUGAUCUCGUGAUCGAGAGUGAACCACUCCAUCACUCCAUUCUCAGUGUGCAAGUCGAUCCUGAGUUGGGAUUGGUAGUUACCACGAGUAAUGAUGGAUUUGUGCGUACUUUUACAACCGAGGAACUCAUAUUGGUUCGUGAGCGAAUGCUUACCAAAAGUGGCUUGAAUGUGAUAUCGAAGCCAUACCAAGAUCAAAAUUGCUUUGCAGGAAGCGAUGGAGGGGAAAUAAUUUGGAUUGAUUAUCCUGACUUGAACAAGCAUUGCGUGUUUCCGCAAUGUCAAGCAGCACAAAUUAAUGGGAUUCAUUUGUUACGAGAGACAAACGAACUGAUCACUUCCUCAGUGGACCAAAGGAUAUCGCUUUGGUCAAUAAUGUCCGGAUCUGAUUCUGACGGUCCGACCUUGCAAUUAAAGUCUCAAGUGUGUACAGAUAUAGCUGAUGCCCAAUGUUUAGAAAUUUGGCCCAAGGGUCGAGAUGGCUCGAGCUUUGCAACCAUUGGUGGGGAAGGUAUGGCUAUUUUUGAAUUAAAAUAAAAUGAUUUGAAUGUAUUCUUUUAA